ACAAACACCUCCAGGGUCGUCCCCGUCCUCUUGACCAUCGGCAGUGCCACCAUCGUCGGCUCUUACGUCCGCUCUCAGCUCAAGAACCAAUCUCGCACCUUUGAUCGCCAGUUUAGCCAGUACAACACAAAGGAGAGCGAGGCUGUGAGGGCAAAGACCUUUGACGGAAAGGUUCCCGAUCCCCGAACCAGCUUCUUUAACGUUCUCGGCUGGUAA
Messenger RNA from Fusarium vanettenii 77-13-4, 216 nucleotides. RefSeq lists its product as uncharacterized. The record is from RefSeq and is a predicted model, not a curated record. Lineage: Eukaryota; Fungi; Ascomycota; Sordariomycetes; Hypocreales; Nectriaceae. The annotation marks the transcript as partial. The transcript has a single exon.